CCAAUACCAAGCAUACAAGCCAUGCCAUGCAAUGUAAUAUGCCUAUCUCGACCAAUGAUAUAUAUAAUGCAUCAUGCAUACCCAAAGCCAGCGCGCUAUUCCGCAUGAACCCGUGCCCAAAAGAAAAGCCAAAAAAGAAAAAAGUCCGUUGCCCGGUGCCACCAACAAACAGCAACCAUCAGUGCUCAAAACCCGGCACCCCCAAAAACUCACAGAAACCCGCACACUGACACACUCACACUCCCACAAUCACUAAAACCACCCCUCCACGCCCCUCUUCCUAUCCUUAUCCUUCUCUCUCUGCCGAUCUCUCUCCGCCGCCCGAUCCCCAACCAACCAGUCAAACCCCCGCCAAGUCGACGUCCCACCGCCACCACCACUGCUGCUCUCGCGAUCUCUCCCCGCGCCCCCUCCGGCCCCCCGCUUCUUU
Molecule: messenger RNA, 430 nt
Organism: Aplosporella prunicola CBS 121167
Lineage: Eukaryota; Fungi; Ascomycota; Dothideomycetes; Botryosphaeriales; Aplosporellaceae
Exons: 1
Coding region: 74-256 (60 amino acids)
Source: RefSeq, a predicted model, not a curated record